AUGAGGGUCGAAUUUCGGAAACUCGUCAACAGCGGCUCGCUAUCUGCCUUCUUCGGCAAAAAGUUCGCCUCGUGGCGCCGACUGCGCGCGAAUAAGAUGGCCCUCUCGACCUCAUCGCCAAACGGGCCGCCACGUUUCCGAUUCCGGAAAAAACCACCCCCAAUCGAGGACAUCCUCAAAAACGAUGACGUGGGCUCGCUUCUGGAGCGUUACUGUCGGGGCCCAUCCCUCAACCCAACUGGCGGAACGAUUCUUCACAAAGCCGUCCAGAAAAAUGCCCUGCGCUGUGUGCGUCUGAUCUGUACGAUGGAGGCCGGGGAAAAACCGUGGGAUACGGUAGAUGGACAUGGGCGGACACCAAUCGAAAAGGCUACUGAACAGAUUCUCGAAGAUCUGCGCACGAUAGCAUAUGAUGGAAAAGGAGAUAUUGAUGAUAGCCGACCAAUCGGAUGGCAUCGUCAAGCUGUGCAGCCACUUCUGCAACAACAGACGCGCCGCAUCUUCGACCCGCGCAUCAAACGACCAUCGCUCAGGGCAGAGAUUCUUCGCAACUCCCUUUCCGGCGAGCUGGGUGGUGUCCAGCUGGGAGAUCUUCCAUGCAACUUCAUCUGCACAGCCGUCGACGGGGCCGUCAUCCCCCCGCGGCUACACAUCUUCCGUAAUUACCACUCUGAGGCUCACCCCGAUGAGGAUGGCAGUCGAAUGAGGGUCAUCGAGGCGCUACUCGCAUCUACUGCGGCCCCCCUGCUAUUGCCAAUGUCCCCGAGUGGACUGUCGGAUGGUGGUGUCUUGGCAAAGAACCCGAGUCUCGCUCUCCUCACCGAAUACCAUACUCAUCGACUGCAG
Messenger RNA from Mesorhabditis spiculigera, 846 nucleotides. The record is from the annotation of a GenBank genome assembly. NCBI's taxonomy places the organism in Eukaryota, Metazoa, Nematoda, Chromadorea, Rhabditida, Rhabditidae.